AUGUUAUCGCGUCCACAGAAGCCAAUACUACGUGAUUUCUUAUUAAUGCAUGCACAAACUCGUUCCCAUUUAUGUACGGACGAGGAAAGUUUUGAUCCAUGCGAGCAAUUAUCAGAAUUAACAUCAUUUGAAAAGAGUACGUUGAUGUCAUGGUCAAUAGAUUCGAAUGUUGACCGAGGUCUCAAUCUGUAUAUAUUGCUACAUUAUCUAUCUGCUAUCAAUAAUAAUUCUUGUUAUUAUCAUUAUGUUAAUAAUGGAAAUCCAGAUGGUACAAAUAUGUUUGGACAUGUUAUCGGAACAUCAGGUAGUGGUAAAUCAUCAGCUCUGACACCUCAUAUGGAUGCUCUAGGGCGAACCUUAGCACAAAUGGAUAUUAAUCAAGAAUACAUCCAAUAUCCGAACAAUAAAAAUGGUUUAUCAUUUGAGCAGCCAUUCAUUAUUUCAAAUGCAAAUGCACUGCAUAUAUAUCGAAGUCUGAUUUAUGGUAAUCGUUUAUUGUGUUCCACGGAGCGCGAUACAUUACUGUCUAAUUUGGGUGUAUAUGGUAAUCAAUUUAACGACCCACGUUUUGCCGAAAAUGUGAAUAUGCUUAUUCAAAUGUUCGAUGGUACUAAGCAUCAAAAUCGAUCAACCCUAUCCACAUCAUACAAUAUUCCAGAGGGAUGCCGUGCUUCUAUUAUUGGUGCAAGCGUAGGUGAUCCUUAUGCUCGUGUAUCUCAACAACACUACGAAGGUAACGGUAUUAGUAGUGCUCAUAAUCGAUUUACCCAUUAUCCAUGUCCUAUAAUGAAAGCUAUCAAAACCAAUUCUGGUUCAAGUGAUGUCAUUUCUAAUAUGGUUCCAUCUCUUCAACAUGUCUAUACAGUUUCCAUAUUACUUGGAAGAGUUGAAUAUGUGGCACGACAAAAUGUAUAUGAUAUAUCCGAGCGAAAACAAACAAGUAAACCAGAUUUUUUUUCGAUUUUAUUAUUUCUGUUUAUUCAAGAUAUGUUCAAUUCCGACAUUGAAGAAAAAUGGAAACGAUUGCGACCUAUGGAUAAUCGUCAAUAUUGUUAUUCAUCAUCACAAACUGAAAUUGAACUUGAAGAACUUGAAGUCGAUGCCACAUCUGAACGAAGCAAAAGUACUUUUUAUUAUAUGUUUAAUCGAGUUUACAAUCAAUGGCAAGAGGCAACACUAACAGAAAAACAAGAACAUGAAGCCAUUAUCAACUUCAAAAAUUCGACGAAAAUUCCUCGGUGA
Molecule: messenger RNA, 1242 nt
Organism: Rotaria sp. Silwood2
Lineage: Eukaryota; Metazoa; Rotifera; Eurotatoria; Philodinida; Philodinidae
Source: the annotation of a GenBank genome assembly